Messenger RNA from Cynoglossus semilaevis (tongue sole), 2615 nucleotides. RefSeq names its product vesicle transport through interaction with t-SNAREs 1B (gene vti1b). Bases 138 to 830 code for a protein of 230 amino acids. Gene Ontology annotation, cellular component: late endosome membrane; Golgi apparatus; ER to Golgi transport vesicle membrane. The transcript is spliced from 6 exons. Gene Ontology annotation, molecular function: SNARE binding; SNAP receptor activity. Lineage: Eukaryota; Metazoa; Chordata; Actinopteri; Pleuronectiformes; Cynoglossidae. The record is from RefSeq and is a predicted model, not a curated record. Gene Ontology annotation, biological process: intracellular protein transport; Golgi to vacuole transport; macroautophagy.
AGGCACUCAGUCACGAGGUCCAUCAUGCGGAAGUGUUGAAAUCUGAUUAUCACUAAAGGGAAAGACGUGUAUUAGUUUAUACAUCUGGAUUUAAAAUUCAACCCUGUUUGUCGUUAGCAGCUGAAUGUUGAAGCAAAAUGUCGUCGGAAGAGUUUGAGAAGUUACACGAAAUUUACAGGUCACUGUACGAGGAGCUGAAGCUGAUGCCAGAGAAGGCUCUGAAGAGCCACGGAGAAGAAAGAAAGAAGUUGGUGAGAAUCUUUGAUGAGAGACAUGGGGAGGCUGAGGAAGUGUUACAAGGAAUGGAAGAGGAGCUGCGCGUUGCUCCAUCUUCCUAUCGAAAUUCAAUGUCUACAAAGCUGCGUCUCUACCGCCGGGAUUUGGGAAAGUUGCAGAGAGAUAUGAAAAACUCUGCUCCGACCUUUGGCUCCUCCUUCUCCUCUACCCAGCCAGUGGGAGGAGGUCAUCAUGGCAUCUACUCAGUACAAAAUGAACAAAGUACACACCAACAGUCCCAGAGAACUCUGCUUCUCCAGGGCACUGAGUCUCUAAACAGCGCCACCCAGAGUAUCGAACGCAGCCAUCGCAUCGCUGCGGAAACGGAACAUAUCGGUACAGACAUCAUCGAGGAGUUAGGGGAACAGCGAGAACAGCUGGACCGGGCCAGAAACAGAUUGGUGAAUACUGGAGAAAAUCUCAGUCGAAGUCGAAAAAUCCUUCGCUCCAUGUCUCGACGGUUAAUGACAAACAAGUUGCUUCUAGCAGUUAUCAUCCUGAUGGAGCUGGCCAUCCUGGGUGCCGUGGUUUACCUCAAGUUCUUCCGAAGAUGAUCUCAGUUUUCAUCAAAUGCUCAAAGUUGUCUUCAUUCUGUAUCCAGGGCAAACUGAGAAUGUUCUCCAAAUGUGACUUUGCAGCAAUAAUGCUCUUCCCUCUCCAGUCAUCUGAUUUAUUUUAGUCGUGCAAACAUGGACAAGACUUUUAGCUUUAAAGUGACAUGUUUUUGUAUUGCUCCUGUCCUAUAAAGGGUGACGUUAAUUUAACAAGAAAUGACAGUGUUGAACCUGUCUAUGGACCAAACCUGCAGAAAUCUCCAUGAAAAGAGGAAGUGUCAUGGGGUUUUUCUGGACAUGCCUAUGCACCUUUUUCUGAAGCGUUUCCUCUGCUUGUACUGAGAGGAAUUAGUGGAAUGCCAACAGUGAAGACUGUUGCUCAUGUGUAUACGCUCAUGGUUCUUAACUGUGUGAAUGGGUUAAAUUAAGUCAAGAGUUUUGUCUAGUUAACCCAACCAGACUGUAUGACCUAAUCAGUUAGGUUGAUCAGUUCUGAGACGAUUACUUCUCUGUUCAUGUUUAAUAUUUCUCCUGUGAAUAUAUAAAACCACUAGAUCAACCUCUAUGUUUUGUUUUUUUUUUUUUGUUUUUUUUUCUUUUAAGGGAUCAAUAGUUGAUAUUACCAUGUUUGGCAGCGCCCCCUUUUAUUGAUCGGGCUAUGGUGUUGUCGAGUCCUCCAUCAACAACCACUGCUUUAAAACUCCAGUAAACUCCAUUGGACUCCGCUGUUGAAAAACUCUAUUUAACCCACUGUGGCACAAUAAUUAUCAUGAAAAAGUGGAAAUUUAAAUUUCUUUGUCUCAUUGUGAAAUAGCUUUGUAGCAGCAAUAGCUCUGCACCCUGGGAAAAACCAGUAUAGUGAAAUAUUAGUCCAAAAUAGAAGUGUUGAAAUGAGAUGUUGUAAUGUUUUUGUUCCUGAGAAGUUACAGUAAGGCCAACAGUCCAGGUCAGAGGUGUGGCGGUGGGGGACACAAGGUCAGAUGUACGUAACAAUCAUUUCCUCUCAAGUUACUGCUAAGCAGUUGCUACUACAUUAAAGUCCAGUUCUAACCCCCAAUUUACGUUGUAUCCGAUUGUUCCAGGAAAGGCAGACAGGCAACAAAGAGAGUUUGAAAAACAUCUACUGUGAAACAACAUCACCAGAAUGAGUCACAGGCUGCAGACGUGGAGCAGGUCAGGUUAGUUUUCAUGACAAAUGUCAUUUCCCUGACAAAUGUUUGAUUUGCAUAAGAACAUUUUCCCUGCAGGAUUCGUUUUAAUGAGACUGUUCUCAUUACAAAAACAAGUUCUUGAGGCUGCUAUAAAUUCUUUGUAAUUAUUUGCACGUUAAUUUAUUUCCCAUGGGGUCUUUCACAGCAGCUUGGCUGGGGUUUAGGUAAAUAGCAGGCUGUUUCCUGAGAUGACCAGUGGCUCCUGAGUUUGUUUUGCGAGAACAGAAACUCCCAGUUCUGCUCAUUGGAAUUAGUUUGCAGCGGAAGAAAAAAGAAAACAUCAAAAAUGUAAAGUCUUUGACUUGUAAAGUCUAUUGGAGACUAAAAAAUAAACUCUGUUUUAAUGACAAAUCCAUCAGUAGCCUCAUUGUAGCAGAUACAGAGGAGACAGGAGAUUGAGUCAAACUUAAUUCUGCUAAUAAUAAUAUUAAUAUUUAUAAUCAUUGUUUGCCAGCAUUGGCAAUGAAAUGUAGAAAGGUACAUUAUAAGAAGAAAUCCUUACUCAAAUUACCAGGUAUAACAUGCAGUACUUCUAGUACAUGUAUUGUACUAUUCAUGAAAUGCAAAAAAAAAA